AUGUCCAAGACUAGCACCGGUUUGCCUCCUGGCUGGGCGAUAAAGCUCUCUCGCACACACAAGACCGAGUAUUAUUUGAAUCAGACCACGAACGAAUCUUCUUGGGUACCUCCUUUUGGAACUGAUACCGCAGUACUAAAUGAAUAUGUAGAAAAGUAUAGAGCCAAUGGUCACAAACCAGUGAUUCGGGAGGAUGGGAAGGUCAGAGUAUCGCAUUUGUUGAUCAAGCACAAUCAAAGUAGAAGGCCGCGGUCGUGGAAGUCGCCAGACGGUAUAACAACUACCAGGGACGAGGCAAUCCAGAAAUUGAAACAACUACAAGCAAAGAUAUUGAAUGGAGAAAAGCUUAGUGAGUUAGCAGAAAGUGAGAGUGACGAUUCGUCACAUUCAACCGGUGGAGAUUUGGGUUUUUUUGGCAAGGGUCAGAUGCAACCUGCGUUUGAAGAGGCAGCUUUUGGGUUGAAUGUAGGUGAGAUCAGCGAUAUUGUCGAGACUGAUAGUGGACUUCAUUUGUUAGAGAGAACUGGAUAG
Molecule: messenger RNA, 531 nt
Organism: Scheffersomyces stipitis CBS 6054
Lineage: Eukaryota; Fungi; Ascomycota; Pichiomycetes; Serinales; Debaryomycetaceae
Gene: ESS1.2
Product: peptidylprolyl isomerase
Exons: 1
Coding region: 1-531 (176 amino acids)
Cellular component (GO): nucleus; cytosol
Molecular function (GO): peptidyl-prolyl cis-trans isomerase activity; protein binding
Source: RefSeq, a predicted model, not a curated record